GAGAUGACCUCUGGCAGGUAGAUCAAUAUGAGAAGGGUGAAAAGGAGAGCCCUGUUGGAUUAGGAUUCUCAGCCCUCCACAGUGGCCAGCGUUUCUGGAGUGGCAGGAGUGAGAAUUUGAGAAAAAAACUUUCUCAUUAUCAGAAUGUCUGAGCCCUGUUUCCUUCCUUCAGUCUGUGGGUCCCUUCGAGCUUCCAUGCCAGGAGGGGAGCUCACCCUCCUCCACUAGGCAGAGAGAAAGCAGUGAGACCGGCUAGCUCAGCUCCUAAGGAAAGCGUACUUCCUUCUCUGUGGGCAUAGGCACCACAUCCCUGGAUGUAAAAGGUGGUGUCUAAAGAGGUGAGAAAAGAGGAGGAGAAGACAGCUUUAGUUGCUCAACCUAUUUCCCUUGGACACAAAUUUGUAUGGAGAAGGCUUUGAGGGUAGAAUCCACAUUUUUUUGAUCUUCAGUGCCCAGUGCUGAGCAGAGUGCAUUGUUUAUGGCCUGAGAGCCAGCAGCACCAGUGCCCAAGGCCUGGAGAAGGCGGAUGUCUCAGGUCAAGCAAAGACAGCAAAUUUGCCCGUCCUCCGGCUUUGUGCUCUACGGGAGCAGGCAGCAGAUUGGACGAUGCCCACUCACACUGCUAAGGGUUUGUUGGUAUUUUCUGUGCACUGCUGUGCCUGCACCAGCAGGUUUUUGACAUACCAAGAGAAGUUUGAGCUCCUACUCAGGAUCAGCGGGAAUGGGCGCAGAGCUGGAAGACUUCCCAGGUCGGGAGGGUGGGGACCAGAGAGGGGACGAACCUCAGUGAACCCCUGCGACGGCGCCGGCAGAGUGGAAUGGGGACUCUCUGGAGCCAGGAGAGGUCUCCAGAAGAGGGCCUGCCCGCCAGACGGAGCCGACCGUGCCACCCGCGGGCCCUGGCCCGGUGGGGGCUGAUGGCUGCCCUGCUCUUCGGUCUGCUCCUUGGUUCUUCUGUGCUUUUGUUCUACAUCUUCUGGAGCUGUGGCCCUCGCCCCUGUGAGACGCCUGUGUGCAGGGACCUCCAGGCUCGCUACCUGGCCUCCGGGAACACCAGUGCGGCGCCCUGUGCCGAUUUCUUCAGCUUUGCCUGUGGAAAGGCCGCAGGAACCAGUACUUCCUUCCAGACUCUUGCAGAGGAGAACAAGGAACGACUCCGGAGAAUCCUGGAAGCCCCCGGUUCCUGGCACCUGGGCUCUGGGCAGGAGAAAGCCUCCCAGUUCUACCAGGCCUGCAUGGACACAGGUGCCAUUGAGGCUGCAGGGGCUGGUCCCCUCGGACAAGUCAUUGAGGAGCUUGGAGGCUGGCGAAUCUCUGGGAACUGGACUUCCUUGGACUUUAACCGAACUCUGAGACUUCUGAUGAGCCAGUACCAUUACUUCCCAUUCUUCAGAGCCUAUCUGGGACCUCACCCCAGCCUGCCACACGCACCAGUCAUCCAGAUAGACCAACCAGAGUUUGACAUUCCCCUGAAGCAAGAGCAGGAACAGAAGAUCUAUGCUCAGAUCGUGCGGGAAUACCUAACCUACCUGAACCGGCUGGGAACUUUGCUGGGAGGAGACCCAAGCAAGGUGCAAGAACAUGCCUCCUUGUCCAUAACCAUUACCUCGAAGCUGUUUCAGUUUCUGAGGCCCCUGGAGCAGCGGCGGGCCCAGGGGAAGCUCUUCCAGACGGUCACUGUUGACCAGCUGCAGGCAAUGGCCCCUGCCAUCGACUGGUUGUCCUGCUUGCAAGCGACAUUCACACCCAUGUCCCUGAGCCCCUCCCAGCCCCUCGUGGUCCAUGACCUGGAGUAUUUGAAAAACAUGUCACAGUUAAUAGAAGAGCACCUGCUGGAGCACAGGGACUUUCUGCAGAGCCACAUGAUCUUCGGGCUGGUGGGGGCCCUAUCUCCAGCCUUGGACAGUAAAUUCCAGGAGGCACGCAGAAUGCUGAACCAGAAACUACGAGAGCUGACAGAUCGACCACCCAUGCCUGCCCACCAGCGAUGGAUGGAGUGCGUGGAGGAGACAGGAACCUUCUUUGAAGCUACUCUGGCAGCCUUGUUUGUUCGUGAGGCCUUCCGCCCGAGCACCCAAAGUGCUGUCAUGGAAUUAUUCACUGCAAUCAAGGACGCCCUCAUCACUCGCCUCCAAAGGCUUCCCUGGAUGGAUGAGGAGACCCGGAAAGAGGCCCAGGACAGGGUCACCCAACUGCAGGUGAAGAUAGGGGCUCCAGAAUGGGCCCUGGAGCCAGCGCUGGCCAGAGAGGAAUACAAUGACGUACAGCUCGGCUCCAGCUACCUGCAGUCCUUCCUGAGCUGUGUCCGAUCUCUCCAAGCUAGGACUGUCCAGAGCUUCUUGCAGCCUGUCCCCUAUCACAGGUGGCAGGUGGUCCCCUGGGGGGUUAAUGCUUAUUACUCGAUAUCUGACCAUGUGGUGGUCUUCCCAGCUGGACUCCUCCAACCUCCAUUCUUCCACCCUGGCUACCCCAGAGCUGUGAACUAUGGCGCUGUUGGCAGCAUUAUGGCCCGUGAGCUGUUGCACAUCUUCUACCAGCAAUUACUGCCUGGGGGUUGCCCUGCCUGUGACACCCGUGCCCUACAGGGGGCGCAGCUCUGCCUGGAGGACCACUAUGCUGCCUUUCCAUUACCCAGCGGAACUGCCUUCAAUGGCUCCCACACAUUCCCUGAAAAUGCUGCAGACACUGGGGGGCUGACCAUUGCCCUGCAGGCAUACAACCAGAGGCUAGUAAGGCACCGUGGGGAGACCACCCUGCUGAACCUGGGCCUCAGCCCCUAUCAGCUCUUCUUCCGAAGCUAUGCCCAGGUGAUGUGUAGGGAGCCUGACACCCAGGAUUCUCAGGACACUCACAGCCCCCCCAUCCUUCGAGUCCUUGGGCCCCUCAGCAACACCCCAGCCUUUGCCAGACAUUUCCACUGUCCACACGGUGCCCUCAUGAACCCCUUCAGCCGCUGCCAGCUCUGGUAACCUGGCUACCAAAGAGAACCCAGUUCAGUUGUAUCAACAUUUCCUGCCCCCUACAUGGAAUCAGGCCAUAUCCAAAAAUAAA
Messenger RNA from Manis javanica (Malayan pangolin), 3051 nucleotides. RefSeq names its product Kell metallo-endopeptidase (Kell blood group) (gene KEL). Gene Ontology annotation, biological process: protein processing. Gene Ontology annotation, molecular function: metalloendopeptidase activity. Lineage: Eukaryota; Metazoa; Chordata; Mammalia; Pholidota; Manidae. The record is from RefSeq and is a predicted model, not a curated record. Gene Ontology annotation, cellular component: plasma membrane.